Messenger RNA from Saccostrea cuccullata (small rock oyster), 1278 nucleotides. RefSeq lists its product as uncharacterized. NCBI's taxonomy places the organism in Eukaryota, Metazoa, Mollusca, Bivalvia, Ostreida, Ostreidae. The transcript has 3 exons. The coding region runs from base 127 to 1278 and encodes 383 amino acids. The record is from RefSeq and is a predicted model, not a curated record.
GAAUAAUACAAACCGAAAGUAAAUUUAAGGUUGAAUAUUUCCAUUUGAAAAAAAAAAAGAUAUCUUAUCAGGACGUUUAGGAAACAGGUAUCAACGUGCAUCUUUUGAUUCUCAUAAAAUAUCGGGAUGAAUCACAUAGCUCGCCUAUCAGAAGUGAUGUACGUGGGACUUUGUCGUCGGGUAGGGAGUCCUACAGAGGUAAGGAUCAGGAGAGAAGUGAAUGACACUAUGGAGGUCGUGAGUCAGCCUGUGUACAUCAUGAAGAGACUUGAUAGAAUGAAAAGUGGGAGUAAACGUGAGGGAUUCAGAUUGAUAACUUCCGACUCUGACUGGAUGUUAUGGCCUCCAGACCACAAGGUGAUAUGCGAUAUCUCUCAGAUCAAUCUCUACCGUAUCCCACAACACACUGUGAUGCUGAUGGAGUGUGAUGAUCUACCGCCUGGUUUUACCAGACUUAGCCUGUUAAGCCAAUCCAAUAAUGCAGAAACCGUUUCGUCCUGUGUAGUAAUGAAUGACAGUACAUAUAUUUCAAGUACAAUAUUCAGAGAAAACUAUUUGCGAUUCUUAAAUACCUAUGGUAUUUCUACUGCUGUCCUUCAUGGACCUUGUUCUACCUAUUCCAUACUCCAAGAUGUAGAUGCUGACAAUGCUUUCUGUUUCAAGUCAGAUCACUGGCCGACGUCAGCAAUACCAUGGAUACAGAGAUGUCGUGAACGGAGAUGGCCGAAUCAAACAGUUGUAUCAGAAAUAUUAAGCGGAGGAUUUCAUAUUGUUCCGAUCGGAAGCACACCUGAAAACAAACUAGAAUGGAGAAUUUCAUUCUCUCAAGCAGAGCAAAAACUUGUUUAUUCAAUGAAUCAUUGUCAGUUUUUGUGUUAUGGUCUCUUCAAAGUUUUUCUGAAAGACGUAAUUAAUUGUCAGCCAAAUACAUCCAUUCUCUGCUCAUAUUUUAUAAAAACUAUUGUCUUUUGGGUCAUACAGAAGAAUACGUCUUUGUCCUGGACACCUGAGAACUUAUUGACUUGUUUCUGGGAAAGCUUUAAAUUAUUGAUAUACAUGGUACAUACUGGGGAAUGUCCAAACUUUUUUAUUCCACAAAACAACAUGUUUAGAGUGAAAGUCACUGGUUCUGUACAAAUUUUAUUGUUCAAUCAGUUGUAUGAUUUGUAUAGUAAGGGGAUAUCAUGUCUGCUAUUAAGUGAAAAAAUCCGACCUUACCUCAGUAUUGCCAUAUUAUAUAAAACAUUGAGAGUCCAGACAGACGAGAACAAUUUUUAG